CCCCGCCUUCCUUCUCCUGUAGGGUACUGCCUGUAUAUUUAGUAGUCUGGAGCUGCUACUGUCAUAGCCUGAUGGGAUCCAUGUAAUCUGUUGAGGUUUAGAGUUAGAGUUGUAGAGUGGGAGUCUGGGGUUAUUUAAACCUUCACAGAUCUAUAGGAGUGGAUUUAUAACUGUAACAGAUCUGAAUUUCACAGUUCAGGCUCUGCGCCAUCGUUAAUGUUUUGAUACCCAGCCUAAAGUAAGUACAGAGUUACUGUACCCGCAGCUGGGGGAGUUAUUAGUGUAACAGCAUGUCUGCGGCUGGGGCUGAGGGUGGGGCAGAUGGUGGGUCGGCGGUAUCGGACCCUCAGCACUCUCAGAAGCUCCUGAGAGCUCUCCGCUCGUUCAGGCAGGAGGGCAGCUUUCAGGACGCUGUGUUGGUGCUGGAGGGAGAGGAGAUCCCAGUUCAGAAGAAUAUUCUGGCUGCUGCGAGUCCGUACAUCAGGACCAAGCUAAAUUACAACCCACCCAAGGAAGACGGAUCUGUGUACAAAAUUGAGCUGCAGGGCAUCUCUGUCCUCAUCAUGAAGCAGAUCUUGGACUACAUAUUCAGUGGAGAGAUCACCCUAAAUGAGGACACUAUCCAGGAUGUGGUCCAGGCUGCUGACCUGCUGCUCCUCACGGACCUCAAGUCGUUGUGCUGCCAGUUCCUGGAGAGCUGCAUCACAGCUGAGAAUUGCAUCGGCAUACGACUGUUCUCCCUGCACUACUGCCUGCACCACGUCCACCAUGUGGCCACUGAGUACCUGCAGACGCACUUCAGAGAUGUAGCGGACACCGAGGAGUUCCGUGAGCUGCCACCUGAUCGGCUGUGUGAGCUCUUGUCCAUGGAGAAGCUCAACGUGGGAAAUGAGAAGCACGUACUGGAGGCGGUGGUCCGCUGGCUCGCCCACGACAUUGAGGCUAGACGGGUCCAUAUGAAGGAGGUGAUGUCUGCAGUGUGGGUGCAGGGUCUGGACCAGAGCUACCUGCAAGAACAAAUGCUGGGAGACCCCCUCAUGAGGGAGGUAAUCGGACAGUGCUGCAUGGAGCCCCUAGGAGGCGCAGCCCAGCAAGGAGAGGCAUUGCUUGCUGCCUUUAAGCCCCGCGGCUACUCUGAGUGCAUUGUCAUUGUAGGGGGAGAGGACAGAGCCACUCGAAAGCCCUCUGCGGUGACGCGCUGCAUGUGUCCCCUCUAUGACAGGAACCGGCAGUUGUGGAUUGAUCUGCAGCCCAUGAAUGAGAGGCGAAUUGGGCACGGCGUGGUAACUGCUGAUGGAUGCCUUUUUGCGAUUGGAGGAACGGAUGAAAACAAAACUGUCCUGUCUAGUGGAGAAAAAUAUGACCCAGAGACCAAUACCUGGACCCCAAUCCCAGCAAUGAAGCAGGCCAGGCGACACUUUGGUAUUGCUGAGCUGGAUGGGAUGAUCUAUGUGCUGGGUGGAGAAAAUGAAGACACUGAAGUUCUCCUUACCAUGGAAGUAUUUGACCCCCACUUUAAUACCUGGACCACCCAGACUAGUAUGACCACAGUCAGAAAGUUUAGCUGCUGCGCCACCAUGAAGAAGAAGCUUUUUGUGAUGGGAGGAGGAUCUUAUGGGAAGAUUUAUGACUCAGUGGAAUGCUAUGACCCCAAAACUCAGCAGUGGACUACACUGUGCCCUCUAAAGGAGAGGAGGUUUGGUGCUGUGGCGUGUGGAGUAGGUCAGGAGCUCUAUGUGUUUGGAGGAGUGAGAAGCAGGGAUGCUGAUAAUCCUGAGUCCAGUCAAAUGACCAUCUGCAAGUCUGAGUUCUUUCAUGACGAGUUGAAAAGAUGGGUGCUCCUCGAUGAUCAGAACCUGUGCAUACACACUACAUCAUCCUUUGUAUACGGUGCUGUUCCUAUUGGCGCAAGCAUAUAUGUAGUGGGAGAGCUCGACACAGGCACUAGUUAUGACUAUGUUCGAGAGUUCCGGCGCAGCACAGGCACUUGGCACCCUACGAGACCUCUCCUGCCAUCGGACCUGUGUAAGACUGGCUGUGCCGCCCUUCGCAUUGCUAAUUGCAAGCUGUUCCGACUGCAGCUCAAGCAGGGCCUUUUCAGGAUCCGAGUGCCAUCUACUUAAUCCACGAGCACAUUCAUGAUCCCUGCAUCUUCUCUCCAUUACCUGUUUGGAGGAAAGUUGCAUGUGGGGAUUGGGUAUUGCUGCAGCCUUGGCCGAAUCUGGAGAUUAGACUUAAAGAAUACUUAAGUUUGGGCUAUGGGGAGGUUUGGGCCUCUUUUGUUUACUUUGUUUUGAUGCCUUUUUGAGGAAACAUGCAUAGACCACCACAUUAUUGGUAGACCACCCUUUUAUUAAACUUAAAGGGAUUUGAGUGUCAUAGUUUUAUAAGGUAACUAUUCAAGCUGCUUUUUAGUGUUAAUAGUGUGAUUGUAGUGGAGCUUUGGGUGUCGCUUGGUGCUGCUGGUCUUUAAUGGCCAGCAUUUAAAGCUUGUUUGCGAAAUUGUCUUUGCUUGACAAUUUUGAUCAUCUUUUUCUUUACAUAAAUGGAGUUAUGCAAUAGUUUUUGGACGUUUCUGAAGUUUAGGAGAAAGACCACGCCUGGUACUCCUCCCUCCAUGCGAAUGCUUGGCUAUUCUUCUUGUAUUCCCUAGGAUUCCAACAAACCCUCAAAAAGGGAGGGGUUGGUCUUCUGGUGAAAAGCAUAAGCUGCCCAGAAAUACCGCCUUAGUUCUUCUCCCUCUUUUUUAACAGUUUAUAGUCACAGUACAUGUUUUUCUGCACUUUUUCACUCUUGUUCGUUUUCAACCUUGGUGCGCUUUGUUUGGGCUGGUGUGAAUAGAGUAAUCUCAUUUGGAUGCGGACCAAAACAACCACAACGAGAAUCUUGAGAGGAGGUGGUCUCAGCCCAGUCUGAAAGGAGCACUGGGGCACUAAGUUUUUGGUGAGAAUGUACAGUUUCAGCUAAAUAGCUAUUUAAAUGCCAAAUGUUUUACCUUAUACAUGACCAAAAUAAUUACUACAGCAAUGAACAGUAUCCAUCUCUGCUAUUCUUCCAUGCUUAAAAGUGCACUAAUCCAGGUCACAGGACCUUUCUCCUGUAUUUACUUCCUUGCUCCCCCCACACAGGUCUAACCAAUGAGAGGGGAGAAAGUUCUCACGUUUUGUGCCCUUGUAAACUCUUUUAGUUUACAUAAUGAUUUAGUCGGUUUUCACAUCUGAAAGUCCAAUCCAGAGUCUGAACCAAGAUUCGGGCCAAUCUGUUACAUUAAAUACAUUUGCUCUGGAUAGUUUCGGUUUCAGCCAUUUAGUGCACUUUGCUGCAACCUGUCGUCAUCAACUAUGUGGGCUGUGUCUCCCUGCAACUUUCCUGUAACUGUUCCAAAAGUCUUGACCAUCCAGAGAAGUGCUUUUACACUCCAGAUGUCUCUCUCUCUGUGGUCUGACCUUUUUAACAUGUUUUUUUUUGUUUUCUUUUGUUUUUUUUUCAGAUUAAACUAAAAAGUCCAAAAGUCUGGGCUAAACAUGGUACUUAUGAAAGCACACUUACAAGUUCACACCAGAGCAAACAGAUUUUAGGUGUAAAAACACCUUUAAAUUUGAGUAUCCCAUCGAUAGGACUAUCAGAAAUGGUCAAGGAGAACGUUUGCCCAUGAAGAGAUAGUGUGUACAUUUUUACUGUAUAUGCAAAACUCAUGGGUACCCUCAUCAAAAUUUGCUUCUAUGGUACGGUGUACAAUUUACCUCACAUAGAGUUAAUUUCAUAUAAUAUUAAAACAUUAAAGAGGGGCUUAGGAUGCUUUUAGGAGCAUGUUUUAUGUUUACAGCUGGUAGAGUGGUCUCUUCAUCUACACAGAUUAAAAUCUUAUCUCCUCUAAGAUUCGUUACACUAAGAUAUAGAGUAGGUAUUCUAACGUGUUUAAGUCACUGUAUGAAUCUUGUGGUUGACCCUUAAACUGGCCUUCCACUCACUACAGACGGCUUUGGCAUCUGGCGACCCCAUUUGUUGUGUGCGUGUACCAGCUGCUGCUGUCCGUUCUAAUUGAAGGCCCAAACGUUACAAAUUCACUUCUGCAGAAACUCACCCACACAUGCUAGCAAAUCUGCAGGUUUGGAGGAAGUUGUAUAUUACUCAUAGUAUACACCUAUACUACCUUUUGUCUCCAUAUUUGACAGGCUUCACUGCAAUUAUAUAUAUAUAUAUAUAUAUAUAUAUAUAUAUAUAUAUAUAUAUAUAUAUAUAUAUAUAUAUAUAUAUAUAUAUAUAUAUAUAUAUAUACACCGUAUAUAUACGCUUGCUCAUAAUGACUACUACUAUCUGUGUUUUUUAAAUUAACAUUAAACCUCUGCCUUGUAAGCACCUCCUCUUCAUUGCACCACACUUCUAAAAAUAAAGUUGCAUUUAAUGGUUCCUUGAGGUAUACCAGAGAAAAGACACUUUUUGAGUUUAUAGAACCUUCUUUUAUGUAAGUCGUCAAUGGAAUUUUCGGCAAAUUGCCCACCACAUAGUCCAUCUAUCACGAACAUCAGUCACUGACCAUUAGUCAUGAAUUAAAAACCUGCACUACUACAUAAUGGCAUUUUUCAGCAGGAUAAUGCUUGCCCAUAAACAUCAAGGGUCUCCCAGAAUUUCAGUGUCUGUAAAUUACAAACAUAUCAGGCAUGGGUUGCUGUGGUAACAAGGUCGGCAUCAGUAAUUAACCUUUGGUGCUCUUUAUGGAAACCCUGUACUUCUGUCUCUCUGGAUUUAUGAAGGUCAUUGUUUGUCAUGUUGUGGGUCCGAUUUGAGUGUCCAGAGCAUCCAGACUGAGACGCAUCUGUACAAAUCUGAUUAUAUUUACAUUUCAAACCACCGGGAAGCAACAAGUCUGUUUUACUAUGUUUUCUGGCUGUUCAGACUAUCAAACAUUAAUCUGGAUACAAUUCAGAUAUUUUAAAAAUGUUUGGGCUGGCUUGUCAGUCUGGACAUAGCUAUCAACUGGUUAUACCAAUGGUUUAUGGUUCUUAAAUGGACCAAAAGUUCUGCUUCUAGGGUGUCAUUCAAAUAUCCACUUAAUGCACUUUAUUUUUUUAAUUGUGGAGCAUAGAACAAAUUUUUGGGCACACUACUGUAAAGUCAUUAUUAUAAUAACGGUAUUCAGUAACUGUACACAGAUUGGCUGCAGACUGAUGAAUUCUAGGAGUUUUGCAUGGACGUGCUUUAGAUAUGGUAAAAGUCUAUUAAGGUAACACAUCAUUCCCUUUGGGAAUUGGAACAUAUUGGUUAGGUAGGAAUGACUUCACCUUGAUCUUGAUUAUGUUCAUAUUCUAUGUGGUCAUGUCCGUUUACUCAGGUAUGUGCAUGAUAUGCACCUUUGAUUUAUCAACCUUGUGGCCUCAAUUGUGUGGGAUAACACUCUAAUCACGCUCCUGUUGAUUGUUAUUAUUAUUUGUAUUACUGUUAUUGCUAUUGUGGCUACAGAACGUUGUUUCUGCCUACAGCGGCCUCGGCUUUAAAUCUGACUCAUCUGUUAGUCGUUUUAUCAUCAUGCUGAUUGAUACGAACAGCAGCCAGUGGCUUAUUGUUUUCUUCCCUGGCUGAAGAUGCUGCAGUUAUCUAUAUGAAGAUAAACUCUGUGACGCACUUGGCCUUUUAUUAAUUAUGUGAUGUUAAGUACAGUGGUACUGUGACAGAUUAGCGACCAUGUUCAGGACUGUCAGUGUUAACAUGGACCAUUGGAAUGACAAGUAGACCCACAUUUUUUAAAUGAAAACACGGAUGUGCAAAAACUUCAGGUCUUUGUGCAAGUCUUCUAGUGCACUUUUAAAAAUAAAUGUGCUUCAGAUGGUUCCUUGAGGGAUCCUAUAGAAGAUCAUUUUAAAGGUCUAAAGAACCUUUUGAUGCCUUUUGAUUAGUCUGCAUUGCGCUACACUCUAAAAACAUAAAUUUCAGAUGGUUCCUGUCUAAAGAACCACCCUUGGUUCCACAAAGUCCCAUGCCUUUGAUCAGUGUGUGAUUUUGCACUACAGUCUUAACUAUAAUGGUGCUUCACAUGGUUCCUUGAGAAAUACCAUAGAAGAUCCUUUUAAAUGUCCUUUUAACAGUAACUUAAUAAAAAGAUUUGUUUUUACCAAUCCUUUGAGAGUGAGAAUGCCGAAAAGGAAUCAUCUUUGGUUCCAUAAUGAACCAUAUUGGUCUGUCUGUUUUAUUGCACUACAUUCCUUAAAAUAAUGGCGUUUUAGAUGGUUCCUUGAGGAAUUCACUUUUACUUAAUCUGCAAUUGAUUCAACAUGCCACUUUGUGGAACCAAAAAUAAUUGUUCUUCUAUGGUGUCCCUUAAACAACCAUCUAAAGCAUAUUUGUUUUGUGGAAGUUCUAAUAUACUCUGAAAAAGUAUAUUAUGACUUUAAUGGUCUUUUAUGGGACACCAUAGAAGAACCACUUUUGGUUUCACAAAUGCCCUGCUUGUAGUAGAUAUGAGUGGAAAAAGUACAAUCUUCAAAGGUCUAAAGAACUUUGAUGAAAAGGUCCUCCGCCAGUUAUAAAGGUUCUUUAUACGCUCACAUCUGUUAUAAGCAACAAUUCUAAAAUCAGUGGGCAUCUUUAAAACUAAAAUAUGUUUAAUAGACAAGUGACUGAAAUGGCAGGUUUUAAUUUUUAUUUUUGUGCUGACCCACUUUUAGUUCCAUGUUUGCAAUAGAGAAGGAGCUAAAGAAGCUUUGAUUGAAACACACAGAAUUUAUAUGGCAUCCCUCAAGGAACCAUUGUAUGCACACAUGAACACAUUAGUAUCCUCUAUUGGUUAUUUUGCCAUUCAGUCUUUCUUAAACUGACUGAAAAUUCUUUCUUUGUGUUCUAUGUCCACUAUUAUGCGAGGAUGCCUAGUACUGUAUAUGUAAAAUAAGACUAAUCAAGAGCACUUUACAGUAUGUAGCAGUAAAACACUGGAGUUGUUGUCUGCUUUGCACCUUUGUGACGACGGAAUACACGCCCAGCACUUAAACAUACAAUGUGUGUGCAUGUGCAAACACGAUAGCUAUCGACACACUCCACAUUCCAUCAUGUGCCAUUGUUUACAGUACACUGUGGGCUAUAGAGCCAGAGAUGUAUUCUCACACGACACCCAAACAAGCACCUUGAGAGAGAUGAAUUGCACAAUCAACAGUUUCUUUUGGGUCAAACUGAUUCCCUUAUAAAUCCCGUGUUGAUUGGAGAUGCUUGCUUCCUAGCCGAAACAUGAUUUAUUGUGAUCACUAACUUACACUUUUGUUACAUUGUUGCACAUGGUAAUAAAUGAUGCAUUAAGUAUUCCUAAAAUAUACAAGUUUCUUCAUGAAUGAUGGACUAUAAGGCAGGGUUUCUCAACCAGUGGGCCACGGACCACCAGUGGGCUGUGAAGCACUCUCUAGUGGUCCACAGUCCCAUUCUCAGGGGCAGUAGGCCAUAGGGUGCCGGAAACAAUGGAAAUGUAUUGCUGCCACGAAUAAUUAAAAAUAAAUUAUUAACAUGUCAUUAUUAUGCAAUUUUACAAUUUACAAAAUUACUAUGAGAUCACUACUAUGAGAUAUAUUCUAAUAUUAUUACAAAAUAUAUAUGUCAUCUAUUAAUUCUGAUUAUGCUAUCUCAUAAUUAUGAAAUCUUUAUUUCUUAAUUACAACAUAAUAUUUCAUAAUAAUGACAUUUGUUCUUAUUUACUUGGCAGCAACAUGCUUUUGUAGGGAACAGCAAAAAACAGUAACUUAGUAUAAAUAAAAAAUAAAGAGAUUAGUCAUGUUUAGAAAAUAUAUUUACAUACAUUUUUAUAGAAAUGCACAAAUAAAAACUAAGAAAUCAAACAGACCAACUCAAGCAGGCCCUAAUUCUCAAAUUGUCAGUGUCAGGAUUUUGAGAAAUAAAAUAUAAAAAUAACAAUUUUACAUACAUAUUUUCCUUUCUAGUGAUACUCAUAUGGGCUGUAAGGUGAACAAGGUUGAGAACCCCUGUUCUAAAGGAUGUAAGGUAAACUGUCACUUUGAAUGUUUCACCUUUUUAUUUGUUAUUUGUAUCUAAUCAAUGACACUAAGAAUAAAAAUGCAGAAUUGAAAUGGA
Messenger RNA from Astyanax mexicanus (Mexican tetra), 8067 nucleotides. It is a transcript of the gene gan, whose product is annotated as gigaxonin. The record is from RefSeq and is a predicted model, not a curated record. The transcript is spliced from 11 exons. NCBI's taxonomy places the organism in Eukaryota, Metazoa, Chordata, Actinopteri, Characiformes, Acestrorhamphidae. Gene Ontology annotation, biological process: cytoskeleton organization. Gene Ontology annotation, molecular function: protein binding. Bases 291 to 2123 code for a protein of 610 amino acids.